Messenger RNA from Canis lupus familiaris (dog), 1734 nucleotides. It is a transcript of the gene C7H1orf105, whose product is annotated as chromosome 7 C1orf105 homolog. The record is from RefSeq and is a predicted model, not a curated record. NCBI's taxonomy places the organism in Eukaryota, Metazoa, Chordata, Mammalia, Carnivora, Canidae. Bases 975 to 1487 code for a protein of 170 amino acids. The transcript is spliced from 8 exons.
AGCGCCUUUCCCCGGCCGGCGGAACUGCGGGGGUCGCUGCUGCCCCCUGCCGGCGACCCGCGGAACUCCCGGCUCCUCUCCCGAGGACGCGCCGCUCGGAGCCUAGGAAAAAGCAAGCGCCGCAACGAAAGGCUGGAUUAUUUGGGAUCCGAACGCCGGGGGACAGAGGCUGGGCUGGUAAAGAGAGACUGUAGAGCCGACUCUUAGGCGCUCCUGUUACUCAGUCAGGCCCUCAACUGGGGACUUGCCACGCAUCCGUGCAUUCGCUGGACAGGUAUUCGGAGAGCACCUGCGAGCACUGUCCUAGGGGGGCUCUUGACACCACAGUGAGUGGAACCGAAAAUCCCUGCUCUCCUGCAGCUCUCUGUCUUGUGCGUUGACCUGGAAAGUGAUGAUAUCUUCCCAAGAGGACAAAACCGAGGCUCAGAGACCUUGUGAGCUGUCCCAAAGCCACCAGCUGGAAAGUGGAUUAACAGAUUAACGUGCCAUGUCCGCGGCUUCAGCGUGUUGUUCAUUCCUCUUUGGUGCCUGGAAGGAAUCGGGAGCGGAGGGCCCUGCGGCUGAAAACAGUCUGGGACUGAACGGGAGGCUGCUGAUAAUUCAGCCGGCUGCAUAGGUGCACCAACAGAUGGAAGUAAUAAAGAAGCAAAGGGAUAGGUAGAGUAGAAGGCCAGGUAUAGAGGGCACGAAAGUCAGAAAACCUGAAUCCACCUAUGAGCCGUGUGACUUGGCAAAUCACAACGCCUGAGCUCUGAUUUCUUCAUCUGUAAAGUGGAGAUAACACUGUUUGCUCUUGGAUCCUUUAUAGGAGACUCAAAAGGCCCUCGUCAUAAAAAUGUUUUGUUUCUGUUCCGAAAUUUGGCAAGAUUCCUUGGCUUAGCGAGGCCAGCCUCAUAAACAAGCCAUUAGUGCUCAGCCUCCCCAAAAGAUAUCCUCAGAAUUCUGGCACUUUCCUGAUUUCAUCCAAGAAGGAUAUGAAUUUGCCUAUUUUAUUUCAAGUUCCAGAUGUCUUAUCUAAGGCCAGGAGGAUCCAGAGUAACCCCAUGCUGAUCAGAAAUAAGCAGCUGUGCUCCACAUGUCAAGAAAUAAAAAUGGUACAACCAAAACCUGUGAUAAUCCCUCAUAAUCUGAAACUAUCCUUUGAGAAUCUUAUGAGUCAUAGAAUGAGUCUUCAUCCACCAAAAGCCCAAGCUGUACUCAAACAUUCCCAUAAUGACAUCUCAACAGCUGCCCUGCACUAUUCUUAUGUGCACUUGCUACUAAUAGACAAAAGGAUAGCAUCUUCAGCAAGAGCUUCAGCAUUGACCUGUGUCUCAUCUUUUAGAGACAUCAACACUGGGCUGGUGAAGAGAGCAUUCACUACAGACUGCCCAUUCUGGGCCCCAGGACAGCUGUCUUCAAUGAACUGCUGGCAGAUACCUAUGCAACUCUGCAGGAGACACAACUCUCUUCCUUGCCCAGAAAGGAGCCAAUGGGCAAGACAGUGAGGCAAUGAGUGGUUGGAGCUCAUCACCUUCCAGACUCACAAAGAGAAAACAAGUUAACCAAUCCAGUUUCUGGCAUGUUAGCCUAAUUUCCUCCUGUCACCACAAAGGUGACUCACUUUUACCUUCCUGAGAGUGCUAGAAUUCUAGCUCUUGCCACUGUCUUCUCACUCAAUUUUCCUAAAGACAAGUGGUUUAAUUUCCAUGAUUAUAAAGGUUUACUGAUUAAAAUGGAACAUUUUGAGUAUCA